GCAACCUUGCAGACUACCAACUGAAGGCUAUAUAGGAGGAAUACACUGACUCGGUCUAAGCUUCGCUGAGGCUCCAGCAUCCUCCAGCUAUGACUAGGCUUUGCCAAACCCUCCCCCGCAGGUCCGUCUCCCGCUGCUAUCUGACCUUUACCCUUACUGUCCUCCUAUCCUGCUCCUGCCCGGCUCUAGGCAAGAAGAAGCUCUACAUUGGAGCUCUGUUUCCCAUGAGUGGAGGCUGGCCUGGUGGACAAGCCUGCCUCCCUGCUGCUCAGAUGGCCCUGGACCUAGUGAAUAAUAGGACUGACAUACUGCCUGACUAUGAGCUGGAGCUGAUACACUAUGACAGUAUGUGUGAUCCUGGUGAGGCCACCAAGCUGCUGUAUGACCUUCUGUACACAGAGCCCAUCAAAAUCGUGCUGAUGCCAGGCUGCAGCUCUGUGUCCACAUUGGUGGCCGAAGCUGCUCGCAUGUGGAACCUCAUAGUGCUCUCAUAUGGCUCCAGUUCUCCUGCUCUGUCCAACCGACAGCGCUUCCCUACUUUCUUCCGUACUCAUCCAUCUGCCACGCUGCACAACCCCACUCGAGUACAGCUCUUCCAGAAGUGGAAAUGGACCAAGAUUGCCACCAUUCAGCAAACAACAGAAGUUUUUACAUCAACUCUGGAUGAUCUGGAGGAGAGAGUGAAGGAGGCAGGGAUUGAAAUCAGUGUUCGUCAGAGUUUCCUCACCGACCCUGCUGUGGCUGUCAAAAACCUCAAGCGUCAAGAUGCCAGAAUUAUUGUGGGCCUGUUCUAUGAGACAGAGGCGAGGAAGGUCUUCUGUGAGGUUUACAAGGAGAAACUGUAUGGGAAAAAAUAUGUUUGGUUCCUCAUUGGUUGGUAUGCAGACAACUGGUUUAAGAUCAAGGACCCGUCCAUCAACUGUACUGUGGAGCAGAUGACAGAGGCUGUGGAGGGUCAUGUGACCACUGAGAUUGUUAUGCUUAACCCAGAAACAGUGCGAGGAGCCUCUAACCUGACAUCUCAAGAAUUUCUUGCUCAGCUGAUGUCCAAACUUGGGGGUAAAAAUCCAGAAGAAACUGGUGGUUUCCAGGAGGCUCCACUGGCCUAUGAUGCUGUGUGGGCUCUAGCCCUGGCCCUCAACAAAACCGUGGGACCCCUUAGGGCCAAGGGUCAUCGCCUUGAAGAUUUUAACUACAACAACCGAGAUAUCACUGCUGAGAUCUACCGGGCAAUGAACACCAGCUCAUUUGAAGGCGUUUCAGGUCAUGUUGUGUUUGAUGCUCAAGGAUCUCGAAUGGCCUGGACUUUAAUUGAACAGCUUCAGGGAGGGAGCUAUAAGAAGAUUGGAUACUAUGACAGCACUAAAGGCAAUCUGUCCUGGUAUGGGAAUGACAAGUGGAUUGGCUCUGGACCUCCUGCAGACCAGACAGUUGUCAUUGAAGAGUUUCGCUACCUGUCCCAGAAGCUCUUUGUGUCUGUGUCUGUCUUUGCUGGGUUGGGAAUCCUUCUGGGAAUCGUCUGCCUCACCUUCAACAUUUACAACAGCAAUGUCAGGUACAUUCAGAACUCUCAGCCCUACCUUAACAACAUGACUGCAGUAGGCUGCAUGAUGUCUCUGGCUGCUGUCUUUCCUCUGGGUAUUGAUGGCCUUCAUGUCCACAGGAGGCAGUUUCCCAUCAUCUGCCAGUUUCGCCUGUGGCUGCUUGGCCUGGGUUUCAGUCUUGCAUAUGGCAGCAUGUUCACCAAGAUCUGGUGGGUUCACACUGUCUUCACAAAGAAGGAUGAAAAGAAGGAUAAGAAGAAGCACCUGGAACCAUGGAAACUCUAUGCAACUGUUGGUGUUCUGCUUGGCAUUGACAUCCUGUCUCUCAUGAUCUGGCAGAUUGUUGAUCCUUUACACAUUACAGUUGAGAAAUUCACAAGAGAGGCCCCCAAAGGAGAUCUUGAUGUUUUGAUCCAGCCCUUACUGGAGCACUGCAGCUCAGAAAAGAUGAACACCUGGCUCGGUGUGGUAUAUGGUUAUAAAGGCUUACUGCUGCUGCUCGGCAUCUUCCUGGCCUAUGAGACCAAGUCCAUCUCAACAGAGAAGAUCAAUGAUCACCGUGCUGUGGGCAUGGCCAUCUAUAAUGUUGCUGUCCUUUGUAUGAUCACAGCUCCAGUCACCAUGAUCUUGUCCUCACAGCAGGAUGCCUCUUUUGCCUUCGCCUCUUUAGCCAUUGUCUUCUCAGUCUACAUCACCCUGGUGGUUCUGUUUGUCCCCAAGAUGCGGCGUCUGAUCACACGGGGUGAGUGGCAGUCAGAUGCCCAGGAGACCAUGAAGACAGGCUCAUCCACCAAUAACAACGACGAGGAGAAGUCUAGACAGCUAGAGAGAGAGAACAAGGAGCUGCAGAAGAUCAUCCAGGAGAAAGAGGAGCGUGUGUCAGAGCUGAGAAUCCAGCUGUCUGAGAGACAGGCCCUGCGAUCAAGGAGAAGAGCAUCCACCAUCACUAAUCAGAACCACAGCCCUCCUCCCCUUGCCAUCACCCAGAGUGACCCCAGGUCCUUGGCCCCUCCUCCAGGAUACCCAGCACCCACCUCUGACCCCCACCCUGUUCCACCAUCCUUCACCAAUUCGUCCAGCCUGUACCAGCCAGACAGCAAAAUCAGUCGAAAUAACUGCCACACCAGCCGGCUUCAGCUGCUCUACAAGUGAGAAGGUGGAACAGUGGCAGGACGAGGCUGGUAAUGACAAACACAAGUCUGAAUAAUAAAUCAGCAUCUGUAGGUCCAUAUGGGGAAGAACACAAAAAGCUAAAGGUCUUUCCCACAGACACAAAUAAAUGCAGCAAAAUAGGUUCCAGUCAAGGGCCCGGUCAGUCAAAAAGACUAGCUAGAACACACACACACAUGCGCACACACACAGUAUAUGCAUAUGUUCUUUUGAUUAAUUUGAUUCCUGCAUGAGCACUGUCACAUUUCUUUAAAUGUCCCCUGGUUUAGAGGUUAGCUUACUUCUACAGCCUGAAAACCAUGCCCAGUAGGGCGGCUGUAGCUCAGGAGGUAGAGUGGGUUGUCCACCACUCAGAAGGUUGGUGGUUUAAUCCCUGGCUCCUCUAGUGUGCAUGUCAAAGUACCCUUGGGCAAGAUGCUGAACCCCACGUAGCCCCCGAUGCAUCCAUCGGAGUGUGACUGUAUGAAUGUUAGGUUAAAAGCACUUAGGCAUAGAAAGAAGUGCUUAUAUGAAUAUGAGUGUGAACAGGUGAAUGAGGUUUAUAGUAAGAAGUGCUUUGAGUGUUCAAAUACAAAAGAAAAGUGCUAUAUGCAUACCAGUCCAGUAUUUUCUAAACUAAUUUUGAAUGCUGGAUUGAUUUCCUGAUUUAUUGUUGUGGAUAAAUUUCUUCCCAGCUGAAGUCAGUGUCCAAAUUUAUAACUAGUCUGGUACCUAUUCAGUUUAAACAUACGGUGGCCUACAAAACAGGGCAGCUGCUAGUUUGGACAGUUUCAGUCCAUCCCUGGUGCUCACUGUUUGGUGGAGCACUGGUCCAUGUUACAUUCAGGUCCAGUUCAGGUCCUGUGCUGUUACUGCACUACAGACUUUCCUAUUGAAACAUUAAUAAGGCUUAAAAUUAUGGUCAAGGCUGCUUCAACUUACAGGUGGAUGUUAAAAAAGGUGUCUUUAGCUGACCACCUCUGAUGAUAAUUAAAGUUAUGGAUAAUCUUGAUGUUGUGUCCGUGCCUUUUAGGGGAUUUUUAAUGAUAUUAUCUGAUAAAUAUUAUCACUUACUGUGCAAUUAAUUGUCUAUCCAAGAAAUCUGUCCUCCGGUUUCGGUAAGUGAAAGUUUAGAAUAUCAUUAGUAUGUUGCUCAGUACUAAUUAGCCGUGUCUGUGCAGUGCACCCACAUAGUUACUGGUUGCAGUUUUCUAACCAGGCUUGUUCAUUUGUCCUAUCUGUAUGUUGGAACAGGGCCUUCGAAUUGUUUAGAUAGUGGUUUAAGAGACUGAAUAAAACAGAUUUUUGUGAUUUCUGGGCUUUGAAAAAAGGCCUUAAAAUGUCUAAUAUAACCUGACUUUGUUGUGGGUAUUUACAGAUCUUAUGUUUAAGACUGUGAAAAACAAUAUGGCCAAUUUGUAAAUCACAUUUUUAGAUGUAGUUACUGUUCAGCACACUAGGGGGUGCUAACCUAACAUCAGAAUUUGUGUUGGCUUUUACUGUUCCACUGGCACGCUUACAGCAGCAUGUAGUAGAUCCUAAGAGCACAGGGUGGAAGGGAAUGGUUAAUGAUAAAUGGACUGGUUCUUAUAUAGCGCUUUUAUAAACUACAUGAGCACUCAAACACUUUAUACAGCUUUAUUCAGAUGUCAGUUAUCAUCUGAAGGUUAAAAGAGUCAUAAUAUGUAUCUUGUUCUUUUAUGAAUAUUUUUUAACAGUUCUGCCGAUUCCUCCAUGCCUUUUUGUGUUUGCAGAAAUGGUUAACUGCAUUUGCAAUUGGUAGACUCUUAACUGCAAGCUUUAAGGUGAUAUGCCUGUCAACAAAUUUUGUUGCAUGUGUCACAUGCACUGACAAUAAAUUGAUUCUAUUCUAUUCUAUUCUGUAGUGUUUUAUAAAAAAUGACUUACAUAUGGCAUUUUGCAUUUGUCACUGUCAAAAUGAGGCCCCAAAUGUUGAAUUUACUCAUUCAGAAUGCAAAUGUGUUGCUAAAAGUGUGCAAUUGUAAAGUUUUACUAUUUAAAUUAGUAAGUUUUUCAUUUAUUUUAAGGUAAUGACAUAAAACAAAGCCACACUCAGUCUGGACUUUUUAAUCAGGGCUGCACCUUCAUUUUGACUGUAAGAGAUAAUUCUGGCACACCCAGCCAUUAAUUGGUUUAAUGCAGUGGGGGGGAGAGUGUGUCAAGAGGACCAAAGUAUGCCUGUCAAAACGGGAUCUAGAUGCGGGUGUCAUCAGCAGCAAUAUAAUCAUUUGUUUGUCUCUGACCUAAAAGAAGCUUGAUACUAUUUUAGGUUCCAUAGGACCAGUUCUGAUCCCUCUGACGACCUGCUCAGAGAAAAGCUCAUCAUUAUUUCUCAUGUCAUUGCCAAAGUUACUGAAUCCCCCACAAGAGAUGCUAAUCGUAUCGUUUCCUUUUACAACUUUAGUUUCACCAAGAGUUCACACAUUUCCUCUGCAGCUAUAAACACAUUUAUUUAGAACAACAAAACCACCAGGUUGCCAUCAGAUUUCCUCUGUAUGAGUUGCUGCAGCAUUUCCGUUUUUGUUGUGUUCUCACUUCUGCUUUUUUUUGUCUCAGUUCCUAAUACGACAGCCUUCUGGGGACAAUAAAUACAAAUUUUAUUAUAUUGCUUCAAUGGAAACACUAACAGAACUGCAUUUUGCUCAGAACUUUAUGUUAAAAUAAAUGGUUUAACUGGAUCUUACAGACUCUAGUGAAAUGAGACCACUUAUAUCUUCAGUAAUGGUCAGUAUUAAUAGGAAGGAGAUUAGGCAUUAUUAUUUCAGUCAGAAAGAAAUACCCAAAACAUUUACUCCAUACUGACUCAACACUGACUCAACACUGACCACAUCUUUGCCUCUCAAAACUCUUUCCCAAUAGAAAAGAUAUUUAAAUAAACCAAAUGUGAACUAAUGUUUCAGUAUUUAUACCAGUUACUUCAAAACUACACUGAAGACGAGUGUUAGCUGCAAAUAAGUGGAAGUAUAACAGUGGCAGCCAGUUUCAUUUUUCACAUUCAGUUCGGCAUUGAUGGAAUUUCACCAUCAUAUUACCAUCCUUCUGAUUUAUGAACUCAAACCCCAUUUGUGACCUUUUUUUGUCUGUUGGAGUGGUCUGUUCACAGUAAAGAUUGUGUUUCCAUCCAGCAGUAUGCAGCAGCCCCAAGCGGUCUUUUCCGUCUUGCAUGUGGAAAUGCUUUGAACUCGGGGCAGUUCAUGGCGCUGGACUGCUCAAGAUACAGACAUGAGAGGUCAAAAGAAUUCAGGGCACCGGACCAGCCGCAGUCAAAUUUUGCAUUUUUUUGCAAUUGUGGGGCUGCAGUGGCAGAAACACUCUGGGUGUUUACUUGCCUACACACUGCUUGGCCCACACAUGGUGUCCUCUGAAACUCUUAUAAACAAUAUGCACAUGAUUUUUUUUUCUUAUCUGCCUCCACAGAACAGCUUUAGUCAAUUUAGAGAACUUCUUCAAAAGAACUUCUUCAAUUUGGAAAUAAUUAUGACCAUAAUUAAAGAGUUAAGUUACACAGUUUAUUGACCUACCCUCUUUGACAACCUCGCUUUAUUUUAUCAAAGUUCCUCACACAGAGAAUCAUGAUUCAUACCCCCAAUAAGAGGUUUAGUGUCUACAUAAUAGCAGGUUAACGAAGUUAACAAAGUUUUUUUGUUUUUUGAGCUUUUGAGCAAAUAAUUAUUGCUGCUGUUAUUCUUGUAAGGACAGUCUGAGUCCUAACCUGAACACCAAAUACAUGGCUUGAUGCUAGAGCUAAUCCAACUGUAGUGUUUCAUUGCCUCUGUAGAUAAUUUUUACUUUGGUUGAUUUCCAAAUUUUUUAAGUGACAUCUGACUGGGGAAAAAACGAAAUAAUAAAAUAAAUCCUCUCCUCUAGCGAGCUUUUCUUGGAGCUUUCAACCACAUCUGAUUGUCUUCCUCUCAACAAAGAGUUCUGUUUCUGCCUCUCCUUGUGGCAGCUUUUUAUUUCACUGAGGAUCGAGCUUUUCCUUGUGUUGUCAUGGAUGUUUCUUUGAGUGCGGUACGUGCUCGUGCUCUACACGUGGCAGAUAUUUGGUGUGAUCUCAAGCCUCGUGUUUCCUUUCUGUGGUAGCACAGCUUGUGCCCAUGCUAAUGAACUAGCACGGGUAAUCUGAAUUGUCCCGAGCGCCUCGCCCCCAAGUAGACUAAUGAAAUACAGGAUGAGGCGCCGAUGUGUAAACCAUGCCAACGUUGUGCAGUGCUUCUGCUUUCACAGUGAUCAUGUGUAAAUAUCUACUGUAUGUUUGUGUGUGUUGUUGUACUUUAACUGUAGAGUCAGGUGUGCAGAUGUAAGUGAUAUUCAUACACAGACUGUAAAUAUUGAUUAUGUAAAUAAUUUCAAUAGACUACUUGGCAAGUCUUUCAUGUUGUGCAGUAUUCAAACUAUAUUUCUAUAUGCUGUAAUA
Messenger RNA from Archocentrus centrarchus (flier cichlid), 7131 nucleotides. RefSeq names its product gamma-aminobutyric acid (GABA) B receptor, 1b (gene gabbr1b). Gene Ontology annotation, biological process: gamma-aminobutyric acid signaling pathway; G protein-coupled receptor signaling pathway. NCBI's taxonomy places the organism in Eukaryota, Metazoa, Chordata, Actinopteri, Cichliformes, Cichlidae. Gene Ontology annotation, molecular function: G protein-coupled GABA receptor activity. Gene Ontology annotation, cellular component: G protein-coupled receptor heterodimeric complex; membrane. The transcript is spliced from 18 exons. The coding region runs from base 90 to 2696 and encodes 868 amino acids. The record is from RefSeq and is a predicted model, not a curated record.